Messenger RNA from Marchantia polymorpha subsp. ruderalis, 1966 nucleotides. The record is from the annotation of a GenBank genome assembly. Lineage: Eukaryota; Viridiplantae; Streptophyta; Marchantiopsida; Marchantiales; Marchantiaceae.
CCAGGGGACAAGGCCCGAAAGGAAAGAACACGGGAAGAUUGUCCUCCACUCCAGGACCGCAGGACAAAGGCUCGCCGAAGAUUCGGAAAGCAUCACAUUCGAGAUAGGACUCUCGUUGUGGUUGGAUUAACAUCGCGGGUAAAUUGAAUUGUCGAGAAUUUGGGCACCGAUUUGAUGUAUGGUGCAAUGAUCGAGUAGCGAGGUGGUUGCCGAAUCAAGUCAGAAUUGAGCUCGGAUGCGGAGCUUGACGACUUGUCUCCACGCCAUGGGCUUGUCCGUGGGUCUCGGUGCUCGCGAAGUUUUUGUGCCGCGGGGUUUGGGUUCGUUUGGAUUCCAUGAACACCGACCGAAACUGCGCUGCUGCAGAGCCUCGCUUGAGGAAAUUCGACCACCUCCCGCUUUCAAUUUUUCCGCCGCGGAUGGUGUUUCUGUAGCACCUCGGAAAUAUCCUCCUUUGCUCAGUGCAGUGUCGCUCCGAUGAUGGAUUGGACAGACAACUACUAUCGAACUUUGGCGCGUCUGAUGACUCGUUGUUCAUGGUUAUAUACGGAGAUGGUUGUUGCCGAAACGAUUGUGCACCAAGCCGACAAUUUGGGCAGAUUUUUGGACUACCCUGCAAGUCAACAUCCAAUAGCGUUGCAAAUUGGAGGAAGUAAUCUGGUGAAUCUCGCCAAAGCGGCCCAACUUGCGUCUACUUAUGGCUACGACGAAAUUAACUUAAAUUGUGGGUGUCCUAGUGAUAAAGUCGCUGGGCAUGGUUGUUUUGGUGCAAGCCUCAUGCUGAAACCCGAGCUUGUUGGGCAAGCAAUGGCAGUCAUAGCAGACAACUGCGAUGUACCUGUAACAGUAAAAUGUCGGAUUGGAGUUGACAACUACGACUCUUACGAAGAACUUUGCACAUUCAUAGAAACUGUUUCGUCGAUGUCGCCAACAGAAGUUUUUGUUAUACAUGCCCGGAAGGCCAUUUUAAAGGGUUUGAGUCCCGCCGAAAAUAGGACUGUACCACCUUUGAAGUACGAGUAUGUAUAUGCACUGAUACGAGAUUUUCCACAUUUGAAAUUUGUACUGAAUGGAGGAAUAACUUCAAUUCUAGAGGCGAAAUAUGCUGUAGAUAGAGGAGCGUAUGGAGUUAUGAUUGGAAGAGCCGCUUAUAACUGUCCAUGGACUACUCUCGGGAGUGCUGACAGUAUUCUGUACGGAGAGCCAGGUCCAGGAUUGACUCGGCGACAGAUUCUGGAGAAAUAUGCAUUGUAUGCAGAUUCUACCAUUGGAAAAUAUGGUCCUCACAGACCAAAUAUUAGAACUCUUGUGAAGCCACUGGUUCAUCUUUUCCAUGCGGAACCCGGGGCAUCACGAUGGCGGCGGGCUGUGGAUGAAACCCUUCAAGUGCGAAAGACUGUACAAGGCGUUUUGGAAGGGACCUUGCAAGUACUUCCCGACUAUGUCUUAGACGCGCCACCUCCUAUCCCCGAGAGUCCGGGUGAUUCAUUAGUUUGCCGUUUGUCAGAUUUACCGAAGACUCCUAGCUUCCUGGAGCGAUCUUCUUCGAGUGUAUCUUUAAGCGGAUCCCAAUUGCUACAAGAGAUUGGUUGUAGAUAGAGUAUUAUUUAAAGCUAUCAAUGUUAGAGUGGCUAGUACAUGAACCCCUGGUUGCAGCAGCCAUCUUCCGGAGAAUAUUGUUGUGUGUGGAUGUGAAAUGUUACACCAUACACGAGUUCGUACGUGUUACGAGCUUUCAUUUGAAAGGAUCAGCAUCAUAUACAUUAGGAAUAUUUAUCCCUGCCCCAUGUGCUGAGUUCUGACGAGGUCUGCUUGCUGACCGAGUAAAUCUUGGAAUGUUUCUCUCGUCAAGGUAGCUGAAAUCGGAUGAUACCUUUUCUUGGCAAUCAAAAGUUCAGUGGAUGCCCUUCCGAGAUGAAUUUGAUCGCAAGUCAUGAACUGCGCUCUUUGCCAAUGUCUAAUACAG